AUGUCGAUUCAAUGGUCAUUUAUCGCAGGCUAUCUUUAUUUUGAAAUAGCUAUAGUUACUGUAAUGAUCCUACCAAUAUUUAGCCCUAGAAAAUGGCAUACCUUUUUUCGUUCUCGAUUAUUCUCCAUGUUUCAGCAACAAGCAGCUGUAUAUUUCUAUGUUCUUCUGGGAGUUCUUGCGCUAUUCUUAAUGGACGCCGUUAGAGAGAUGCGUAAAUAUUCUCACACAACUGAUCAUGUUCAUCUUACUAAUGAAAUGAAAGGUAAUGUUAAAUUAUUUAGAGCACAAAGAAAUUUUUAUAUUACGGGUUUUGCGAUAUUUCUUGCAUUUGUAAUAAGGAGACUUGUGACCAUGAUCAUUAUACAGCAUGAACUUGAGUUAAAGGCUCAAGAAAUAAUAAUAAAGGCUGAAGACACUGUGCAAAUGGCUAAGUCUACUCUUAUUGAACAUAGAAUUGAAGAUGCUUCAGACAUUGCAGUAUUGACACAUAAGUUUACAUUGACCAAGGCAUUAUUGGAGGAACAAAAGUUAAGAGUUCAAGAAUUAGAGGAAGAAGCUACAAUGUGGCGGUUAAAAUAUGAAGAAAUGCAAGGUCACAAAAAUGGACAAGGAGAUGAAUAA
Molecule: messenger RNA, 621 nt
Organism: Pieris macdunnoughi
Lineage: Eukaryota; Metazoa; Arthropoda; Insecta; Lepidoptera; Pieridae
Source: the annotation of a GenBank genome assembly